Molecule: messenger RNA, 1530 nt
Organism: Alternaria postmessia
Lineage: Eukaryota; Fungi; Ascomycota; Dothideomycetes; Pleosporales; Pleosporaceae
Exons: 1
Coding region: 1-1530 (509 amino acids)
Source: RefSeq, a predicted model, not a curated record
AUGGCACUUUUAAACGCUACUGUCUUCAAAAGCUUGUCGGUCAAGGACAAAGGACUACUUUGGUUUUCGGCCUUAAUGGCGUGGAGAUACUAUCGCACCAUCCUCGCUCUAUACUUCUACUUCCGAUACGAAAUAGCGUCCAAUGAUUCCCUUCAGGAUCUGAAGUUUAAGCCAUCAGAUUGCACCGUGAUUGUACCCACAGUCGGCCCCGCAAACAACCCAGUGUUUAGAGAGAUGACCGAACAGAUUCUCCGAAACAAGCCUGCCUGCUUGAUCUUUUCUGCCAACAGCCCUAACGCCCAAGAGGAUAUCAUGGCCCACAUUGAGGACUCGAUCAAAACACUCGGUUCGGAAAUGGUCACGGAAAUCAAGUACACAUGUGUCAAUCAUUCCAACAAGCGCAAGCAGACUUGUCACGCUAUCGACAUAGUGAAAACUAGGAUUACUGUCAUGGUCGACGAUACUGCCAUCUGGAAUGAGCAGCUCUUGAACGCAACUCUUCCCGCCUUCAAUGACCCAGAAAUCGGCCUUGUUGGGACGCGAAAAGUGGUGAGGUACAUUCGCCCUAACCGUAAUCCCAAUAUGAGUCUCAUGCAGUACUACAAAGCAUGGUAUUGGGCUGGUCUCUGGAACACUAUAGGCGCACUGUAUCUCCAGCGUCAUAGCUUUGAGACUCAAGCAUCGAAUACCGCUGAUGGUGGUGUUUUUGCGGUAUCUGGUCGAACCUUGUUCAUCUUGACAUCAAUCGUCCGGAAUGACCACUUCAAAGAUCGAUUCUUGAACGAACAUGUUCUCAAAUCUGUCUUCACUUGGCUGACCAGACUGACCAAGUGGCACAUUCCGUUUGCAGGCCAGAUCCUUACCUACUUCGAGAAGAAUGGCCUGAACCAAAACGGAUUCGGGCCUCUUCUUGCCGAUGAUGACAAUUUCAUCACACGAUGGACCAUUGACCAUGGAUACAGCACCAAGAUCCAGUCCUCGCCCAAUGCAACCAUAACCACGGUUUUGGGAAACGUAGAGACGUUCAAGUUCAUCGAUCAAUGCAAACGCUGGAGUCGCACAACAUUUCGGCAAAAUCCCAUUGCGCUGUUCAGCGAUCGCACUAUCUGGUGGAAAUGGCCUAUUUCGGUGUGGACAGUGUAUUUCCCCUGGAUAUACAACUUCGCAAUGGUAUGGGAUCUUUUGGCGAUCCUUGCCUUCUGUCGAUCAGAACUAUAUCUCGACUCCCCCAAUGGAAAUACGAGACUCAUUCUCCUGGUCUCUUUCAUAUGGCUGACCAAACUCAUCAAAACCUUUCCGUGGUUUUGGGAACAUCCUUACGAUUUCUUGCUGUAUUUUUGGCCCAUUCCUGCUUAUCCUAUGUUUGGGUACUUCCAUUCCUAUUUGAAGGCUAAAACAGCGGCGACUUGUUGGAAUAACGAGUGGAGUGGAAGGAACUUGAAGAAGGCAGAGGCUGUUGCAGGAGCCGUCUCAGGACGCAAGAAAGCAGAAGAUGUUUCAGCAAUGGUAGCAGGACUCAAAGACGAGUAA